AUGAAGUGGGGCAACCUCUUGGUGCUGGCGGGGCUCCUCGCCCUCUGGGCCGGGCUGCAGCCUGCAUCUGGGCAGCUCGUUCCAGGGAAGCCCGGGAUGUGCCCUCCUGACCCCGUGCGGUGCAGCAAGCCCCUGCCCAAUAAGUGCAGCAGUGAUUUCCAGUGCAGUGGAUGGCUGAAGUGCUGCCAUUGGAGAUGUGCCCGGCGCUGCGUGGAGCCUGUGCGAGUGAUCUCCAGGCCAAGCCUAAGGAAGAGGCAUCACGGGGAGCAGGUCUGAUGAUGCCCAGCAGGAAGGCAAGGACCCCCUACCCUGGACCCAGAUGGGCAUGAAGAUCUGCCCAGGGAAGCUCCUCCAUGCUCCUCCUUUGCCCUUGCACCGACUUGCUGCAUCACCCAGCAUGCCCUGAACUCGGACCCAGCCCUGGGUUUGCUUCUCUAUGUGUGUGCCAGUGGUGGCACCAGGGCUUGUGCCCAGGUCCUGCUCUCUAUCCCCUGUGCUUCCACUGCAGACGCCUCUCAAUAAAGACCCUCCUUUCUGCA
Alligator sinensis (Chinese alligator) is the source of this 539-nucleotide messenger RNA. RefSeq names its product porwaprin-b-like. The transcript has 3 exons. Gene Ontology annotation, molecular function: peptidase inhibitor activity. Gene Ontology annotation, cellular component: extracellular region. Bases 1 to 276 code for a protein of 91 amino acids. The record is from RefSeq and is a predicted model, not a curated record. Lineage: Eukaryota; Metazoa; Chordata; Crocodylia; Alligatoridae.